UCUUGCGUGCCUCGUCUUUGCUGCUCCUGCAGACUCAGUAAAGAGUGUCUUGUGGCUGCUGUUUUGGGAUAAAUAAUCAUGUCUCUGGAGGUGGAAUCCGCAGACGUGAUCCGUCUGAUCAUGCAGUACUUGAAGGAGAACAACCUGCAGCGGACUCUGGUCACCCUGCAGGAGGAGACCACCGUGUCUCUGAACACCGUGGACAGCAUAGAGAGCUUUGUGGCCGACAUAAACAGCGGUCACUGGGACACCGUCCUGCAGGCCAUCCAGUCCCUCAAGCUGCCGGACAAGACCCUGAUAGACCUCUAUGAACAGGUGGUGUUGGAGCUGAUCGAGCUGAGAGAGUUGGGUGCAGCCCGUUCCCUCCUCAGGCAGACCGACCCCAUGAUCAUGCUGAAGCAGACCCAGCCGGAGAGAUACAUCCACCUGGAGAACCUGCUGGCUCGCUCCUACUUCGAUCCCAGAGAGGCGUACCCAGACGGCAGCAGUAAGGAGAAGCGCCGGUCGGCCAUCGCCCAGGCACUGGCCGGGGAGGUCAGCGUGGUGCCGCCCUCUCGUCUCAUGGCUCUGCUGGGACAGUCUCUGAAGUGGCAGCAGCAUCAGGGCCUCCUGCCUCCUGGUAUGACUAUCGAUUUGUUCAGGGGCAAAGCUGCUGUUAAAGAUGUGGAGGAGGAGCGCUUCCCCACUCAGCUCAACAGACACAUCAAGUUUGGACAGAAGUCUCACGUGGAGUGCUCCCGGUUCUCCCCCGAUGGUCAGUACCUGGUCACCGGCUCUGUGGACGGCUUCAUCGAGGUCUGGAACUUCACCACCGGCAAAAUCCGAAAGGAUCUGAAGUACCAGGCUCAGGAUAACUUCAUGAUGAUGGACGACGCGGUGUUGUGUAUGGGCUUCAGUCGGGACACGGAGAUGUUGGCCACGGGAGCCCAGGAUGGAAAGAUCAAGGUGUGGAAGAUCCAGAGCGGUCAGUGUCUGAGGAGGUUUGAGCGCGCUCACAGUAAAGGAGUAACGUGCGUGAGUUUCUGUAAAGACAGCAGUCAGCUCCUCAGCGCCUCCUUCGACCAGAUCAUCAGAAUCCACGGACUGAAGUCGGGUAAAACUCUGAAGGACUUCCGCGGCCACACCUCCUUUGUGAACGAGGCCACGUUCACUCCAGACGGACACCACAUCAUCAGCGCCUCAUCGGACGGGACGGUCAAGAUGUGGAACAUGAAGACCAGCGAGUGCACCAACACCUUCAAGCCUCUGGGCACGUCGGCCGGCACCGACAUCACGGUCAACAACGUCAUCCAGCUGCCCAAGAACCCGGAGCACUUUGUGGUGUGCAACCGCUCCAACACGGUGGUCAUCAUGAACAUGCAGGGACAGAUCGUGAGGAGUUUCAGCUCCGGUAAGAGGGAAGGCGGUGACUUUGUGUGCUGCACCCUGUCUCCCCGCGGCGAGUGGAUCUACUGCGUGGGCGAAGACUUUGUGCUCUACUGCUUCAGCACCGUCACCGGCAAGCUGGAGAGAACGCUGACGAUCCACGAGAAGGAUGUGAUCGGAAUCGCCCACCACCCCCACCAGAACCUGAUCAGCACCUACAGCGAGGACGGCCUGCUGAAGCUCUGGAAGCCUUAAAGGUGUUUCAGCCCAAACUGAGACUGGACGUUCUCGCUCUGGACGCCGCUCUGCCCGUUCUGUUCUCUUUACAACACUGGGGGGGGUGGGGGGGGGUGUCACUGUGAACUUGUAUCCAUGUUGACGAUAUCAGCAGCUCACCUUAGUACAGGUGAAUCUUCUUUUUUUUCCUACGAUUGAAGCCGUGCAGCUGAAUACAACCAAUGACAGUUUGCGGUGUUGGAGCGUCGGCGCAGUAGAACCUUAUUUACCUGAGACAGUUUGUUCAACACAGAAAUGACUCAUUAUUACUUUUUAAUGCGACGUCAUUUUCUUUUAUGCCAUUCAUGAAUUUGUAAGCGUAGGUUCGAGUUCUUUCGCUUUUGUAAAGAAACUCUCAAAAUGUGAAGCAGACGUGUGAUUAUUAUUCUGAACUGGUCGUUACACAUUAUUAAGGAAGGUUCUCACAUUUCAUUCAUUCAUCCGUGAUAUUGUUUCAGGUAAAAUAAUUUAAGGUUCUGCUGUUCAGAGACGGGAGCGGAGGUGAGUGUAGAUACUAGUUACUCGGUUUUAUUUUGAAAAUUCCACUUUUUGUGUAAAUAUAUUUUCUAUUUGCAUUUUAGUUUUUCUCCAAGAACACCUGGUUAAAUAGUAUUUUGUUGUUUGUGUCUUUGUUUUCUUCCCUCUUUUUAAAUUUCAACACAAACAUGUUAUGGCAUCACUCCAAAUUCUUUUAUAUAUAUUUUGUAUCCUGAAAUGAUUUAGUUCUUUCAACACGGAGAACCAAAUAAUACAUAAAAUGAAUAAUAGUCAUUGUAAUACGUUUGGAAUGAGACUUAAUACGCCGGAUGUACAAAUGUCCCAUUAAUAUAUCUUGUCUGUGCCAUUAAAGCUG
Messenger RNA from Anarrhichthys ocellatus (wolf-eel), 2494 nucleotides. It is a transcript of the gene smu1a, whose product is annotated as SMU1 DNA replication regulator and spliceosomal factor a. The record is from RefSeq and is a predicted model, not a curated record. NCBI's taxonomy places the organism in Eukaryota, Metazoa, Chordata, Actinopteri, Perciformes, Anarhichadidae. Gene Ontology annotation, biological process: mRNA splicing, via spliceosome. The transcript has 12 exons. Gene Ontology annotation, molecular function: protein binding. The coding region runs from base 79 to 1620 and encodes 513 amino acids.